UAUUUUCCACAGUGGCUGCACCCUUUUACCUUCCCACCAGCAGUGUAUGAGGGUUCCGAUUUCUCCACAUCCUCACCCACACUUGUUAUUAUCAGUCUUUGAUUAUAGCCAUCCUAGUAGGUCUAGUGGGUGUUAAGUGGUAUAUGAUUAUGCUCUUGAUUUGCAUUCAUCUGGUGACUUAAAGAUGUUGAGCAUUUUUUUUUCAUGUGAGUAUUGGUCAUUUGUAUCUCUUCUCCAGGAAAAAAUAUCUAUUCGGAUCCAUUUUUUAACACGGUUAUUUCUCUUUUUAUUAUUAAGUGGAGACCAUGUUCACCGAUAAGGGAAUGGCGGCUCACAUAAGCCAGAACCGACUCAAGGCCAGCGGCCUGGGCCAACACCACAAUGCCCAGAACUACAGUGACCAGAGCUUUGAGGAGCUGCAAGCACUCUGUCUGAGGAAGGGGGAACUGUUCCAGGACCCCAUAUUCCCUCCCGAACCCACUUCAUUGGGCUUCAAGGAACUGGGACCUGACUCCAAAAAUGUGCAGAACAUCUGCUGGCAGCGUCCCAUUGAAAUCACAAGCAAUCCUCACUUCAUUGUGGAUGGUGUCUCUCCGACAGACAUCUGCCAGGGGAUACUUGGGGACUGCUGGCUGCUGGCUGCCAUCGGCUCCCUUACCACGUGUCCCAAACUGCUGUACCGCGUGGUACCCAAGGGACAGAGCUUCAAGAAGAACUAUGCUGGCAUAUUCCAUUUUCAGAUUUGGCAGUUUGGGCAGUGGGUGGACGUGGUGGUGGAUGACCUGCUGCCCACAAAGAACGGCAAGCUGGUAUUCGUGCACUCAGGCGAGCGCACUGAGUUCUGGAGCGCCCUGCUGGAGAAGGCGUACGCCAAGCUGAGUGGGUCCUACGAAGCACUGUCAGGGGGCAGCACGGUGGAAGGCUUUGAAGACUUCACGGGGGGAGUGACCCAGAACUUCCAACUCCAGAGGCCUCCUAAGAACCUGCUAAGAAUGCUUAGGAAGGCCAUAGAUCGAUCCUCCCUCAUGGGCUGCUCUAUCGAAAUCACCAGCAGCAGUGAGUUGGAAUCCAUGACCCAGAGGAUGCUGGUGAGAGGACAUGCUUACUCAGUGACUGGCCUUCAGGAUAUCUGGUACCACGGCAGGACGGAAACCCUGAUUCGGGUCCGGAAUCCCUGGGGCCGGAUUGAGUGGAAUGGAGCCUGGAGUGACAACUCUGUGGAGUGGGAAGAGGUGUCCCCAGACAUCCAGAAGCAGCUGCUGCACAAGAUGGAGGAUGGGGAGUUCUGGAUGUCCUACCAAGAUUUCCUGAAGAACUUCACAUCCCUGGAGAUCUGCAGCCUGAUGCCUGAUGCACUCUCUGGGGACUAUAGGAGCUGUUGGCACAUCAUCUUCUACGAGGGCAGCUGGCGGCGGGGCAGCACUGCGGGGGGCUGCAGAAACCACGUUGACACGUUCUGGACCAACCCCCAGUUUAGGAUCUCUCUCCCUCUGGAGGAUGACCCAGAGGACGAGGAAGCCAUCUGUACCUGCCUGAUAGCCCUGAUGCAGAAGAACUGGCGGCAGGCACGACCCCAAGGAGCCCCAUUACAGACCAUUGGCUUUAUCAUCUACACGGUCCCAAAGGAGUUGCAGAACAUCCAAGAUAUCCACUUGAAGAAGGACUUCUUCAUAAAGUAUCAGAACCAUGGCUUCUCAGAGAUCUUCACCAACUCACGUGAAGUGAGCAGCUAUCUCCAGCUGCCUCCAGGGGAAUAUAUCAUCAUUCCCUCCACCUUUGAGCCGCACAGGGAUGCUGACUUUCUGCUUCGGGUCUUCACAGAGAAGCACAGCAUGUCCUGGGAAAUGGAUGAAGUCAACUGUGCUGAGCUACUCCAAGAGGAAAACGUCUCUGAGCAUUACGUAGACCAGGAGUUCAAACAUUUGUUUGAGAUAGUGGCAGGAGGAGAGGACAAGGAGAUAGGCAUGUAUGAGCUACAAAGGCUGCUCAACAAGGUGAUCCACAAACUCAGAAACAUCAGCGCCAAGGGCUUUAGCCUAGACGCGUGCCGUUGCAUGAUCAACAUCAUGGAUAAAGAUUGCUCUGGCAAGCUGGGACUUCCAGAAUUCCAGAUCCUGUGGAAAAAAAUCAAGAAAUGGACGGACAUCUUCCAAGAGUGUGACCAGGACAACUCAGGUUCCUUGAACUCCUAUGAGUUGCGCUUAGCAAUUGAGAAAGCAGGCAUCAAGGUGAAUAACAAGGUGGUGCAGGUGCUAGUGGCCAGGUAUGCAAAUGAGGACAUGAUCAUGGAUUUCGACAGCUUCAUCGGUUGUUUCACGAGGCUGAAGGCCAUGUUUGGUAAGUCAGGCACCUCCCAUUCUCCACCCUAAGCUGGACUACUGGCCUUCUCCCACAUAUCCGCAUGAGGGGCUCUACUUCAGAGCCACGCCCUCUUAUAGGUCACAGGUGAUCUGGGUUCACAUUCUAGCUCCACCACUUGCUGGCUCAGUGCCUUCAGCCAGUCACUUUAUCUCUCUGUGCCUCCAUUGCCUCGCCUAUAAAAUGGGGAUAAUAGUCCUGCCCUCAUGGGUUAGAGGUACAGAUUAAAUGAGUUAGCAUAUGGAGAGCACUUAGAACUGGGCCUGGCUCAGAGCAAGGCUCUAUGAGUUGUUAUCAUCAGUCCCCUGCUUGGCGGGGGUGGCGGGGUGGAGAGUUUAGCUGGGGAGCAUCAAGGGACAGACAACCUCUUAUGCCCUUACCAGUUGGGUCUGACUCAGCUGUCAACCCCUUUCUCCUUGCCUCCUCCCUCAAACAGCAUACUUUCUAACCAUGGACCCCAGGAAUACUGGCUAUAUUUGC
Pteropus alecto (black flying fox) is the source of this 2838-nucleotide messenger RNA. RefSeq names its product calpain 11 (gene CAPN11). The record is from RefSeq and is a predicted model, not a curated record. Gene Ontology annotation, biological process: proteolysis. Gene Ontology annotation, molecular function: calcium ion binding; calcium-dependent cysteine-type endopeptidase activity. The transcript is spliced from 19 exons. Bases 306 to 2369 code for a protein of 687 amino acids. Gene Ontology annotation, cellular component: cytoplasm. NCBI's taxonomy places the organism in Eukaryota, Metazoa, Chordata, Mammalia, Chiroptera, Pteropodidae.